Molecule: messenger RNA, 423 nt
Organism: Staurois parvus
Lineage: Eukaryota; Metazoa; Chordata; Amphibia; Anura; Ranidae
Source: the annotation of a GenBank genome assembly
UUAGGAACCGAGACACCGCUCCUCUGUCUCAGGGGAUGUGUGGGUGGGAUGAUAUGCUGCCCCUGUCAUCUGGCCACACCUCCGGGAUCACUCAACAGCUCCGCCUCCUCGCCGCUGAUUGGCCACCGGAACUGUAGCUCAGGAGAGGCACACAGGGGGCCAAUCACCGACGAGGAGGUGCAGCUUGGAGAGGAGGAGCCGAGUGGCAGCGCGCGUAGAUCAAAGAAGAUCGAGGGAGCUGCCGGAGCAAGUGAAGAGGAGAGCGGCCAGAGAAGGAAGACAGCUGACAGGAGAGGGAGGGAGCAAGCCCAGGCUGGAGCAGGGGUCAGCAAGGUAAGUAUCAUUGGUGUCAGUGGGAGGAAUAGUGCCCCAUCAUUUGUGUCACUAAUACCAACAAUGGGGCACUAUUUCUCCCACACAUAC